Strongylus vulgaris is the source of this 519-nucleotide messenger RNA. The record is from the annotation of a GenBank genome assembly. Lineage: Eukaryota; Metazoa; Nematoda; Chromadorea; Rhabditida; Strongylidae.
AUGACAGAUGUUGCUGAACAUGAGAUUACAGACGUAAAUGAUGAGAAAAAUGGACAAGGAACGGCAGUUGAUGGAGAACGCACUGAACCUAGCUCAGAAUCCAACAAAUCGGAAGAUGACCAUUCUGGAUAUUGUACCAGAGAACAGCCAGACAAAGAUCUCAAUGAAGCUGCUACAGGUGAUGAGAAACCUAAUAAGAGGAAGCUGAGACUAGCAGUUGCUGGUUGUGCUCAUGGUGAAAUGGAUAAGAUCUACGAAGUUCUGGCUGAGAUUGAAAAGGAAAAAGGCUACAAAUUUGAUCUGCUCAUCUGUUGUGGCGAUUACCAGUCAGUGAGGAACUAUGGAGAUCUUCAUCACAUGCAUGUAAACGAGAAAUAUCGAUCAAUACAAACAUUCUACAAGUAUUAUUCAGGUGAAAAGACUGCACCAGUUCUCACGAUAUUUGUUGGAGGCAAUCAUGAGGCUUCUGGUUAUCUUGCAGAGUUACCUAAUGGAGGCUGGGUUGCACCGAAUAUAUAC